Messenger RNA from Exaiptasia diaphana, 1201 nucleotides. RefSeq lists its product as uncharacterized. The record is from RefSeq and is a predicted model, not a curated record. Gene Ontology annotation, cellular component: nucleosome. The transcript has a single exon. Gene Ontology annotation, biological process: nucleosome assembly. Bases 124 to 660 code for a protein of 178 amino acids. NCBI's taxonomy places the organism in Eukaryota, Metazoa, Cnidaria, Anthozoa, Actiniaria, Aiptasiidae. Gene Ontology annotation, molecular function: DNA binding.
AAUAAGUAAGCGCGCUGGAUGACGUCAUAAAGAAAUGUUAAUUAAGAGUCACCAAGGCCAGAAGAACCGCGCCUAACAAACUGCAACGUUCCCACGUGCGCCGUGAAAUGUUCGACCAGCGUCAUGGCGAAGCUGAAACGUGGAGGAAGAUCUCGUACCUUACGAAAGAACAAAUACAUCAAUCUUGUUCGGGACGCUGUGGACGAUCUGGAGAAAGGACAAGGCGUUUCUAGACAGAAGAUACUCGACUACGCCAUGAAAACCUGUAAGAGAAGAGGGAAGAACCUUGCAAACUCCGUCAAAAUGGCUAUAAUUGAAGCACUUGAUGCCGGUCUACUUCAACGAACCACAGGAUCGGGGUUAAAUGGAUCUUUUCGUCUAUCCGAGGAUCCAUCAGGUUGCUCAUUGGUUUCUUUUACAACAACUAAUGAAAUACACAUAAACGAACCAUGUAGACGUAGCCAAAGAUUACAGACAAAUAACAUCAUACACGAAACCAGCGGUACGAUUAACCAACAUUUCCAUCUCAAAGCAAUACUAAAMGCUCCUCGAAGUAAAAAAUCUUCAGGAUUUCACGUAAGGUUUAGCAGAAGCCCAUGUCAAAUUCGCUUGAUUUCACCUCUACCAUCAAGGAAAAGGAGAAGACGGUGUGCAGAGUAAAGGCAUUUAUUCAAGUCAUUGAGUCUUUCAAGGGAUUUCAAUUGUAUUCACCACAAUGUGCAUCCACCAGAAGGAAUCAUUGGUCAUGGCCACAUAACGAAAACGGGGAAAUUGAAAUGUGUAAAGUGAAAAAAAGUUGAAAUUGGAUGGGACAAUAAACACAAAGCAGUUAAAGUUCAUAAGUGGAUUUUAAUUGAAGCGUAGCAUUUAUCUAUGCAGGGGAUUUGCAUUGCAUGCAUAGUUCAUAGUGUGGCUGUCUCAAGUGCCAAAUUUCAAUCAUCAGAGAGAUUCAGAUUUUAUAGGCACAUGAAAUAGGAAUAAGUCAGAAAAUUAUCCCUGUCACUUUUUAGUUCCAUGCAUAGUGUUUUUUAUAGAUGCUCCAAUAAUUAGAUAUAUAUUAUUAAUAUUUUAAUGGCAUAUGAUAGCAUACUUUAUCUACCUUAAUUCUCACUAGUCUUGUCGUUAACUCAUGAUCAGUUCACCAAGGAUGAAACUAAAUAGCACUUUAGUUUGUUUGGUAGCUAGUGCAAGGUUUUUUUUA